UUGAUUUUUAUUUUGCCUUUAUUAUUGUUUACAACUUUGUUGUGCAACCACUAUUCCUCUUCUCCUAAUAUUAAUUUUCUAUUAAAAGAUAGGUUGAAUGAUGUGUUAAUUUUCUUCAGUCACUCCACUUACUCUCCUAAGCUGUCAUUUCUAUAUUUAGACAAAUGAAUGCAAAAAGAACCAAAGUUUUCUCUUAAUCUGCCUCUCACUUGAUACUAUUCCUUAAAGGCUUACUAAGCUUUAGAGGAAUGAUCUUCCAAAAUAUUAUAGGAUAUGCAUUUGUUCAGCAAAACAGUUUAGCUUGCUAUGGUUUAUUUAUUUGAUUUCUGUAUGAUGAUACAUUGGCUUUAAUUACUCAUGUAAUUAAAGAAUGCAUUGAUAAGAAUUACUAUGUAUGCCUAGUCUUUGCAAUUGGAGAAAAGUUUAAAUCAUGUUGAAAAUUCACCCAUCAAUCAUUUCAUUUAGCUACACUAACAUCUCUUCCAAACUUGAUUCUUGUGACUACCUGAACGCAUGUAUGUUAUAUUAUUGGCAACAAUACAGGUUACCAUUGCUUCAUCCUUAAUUCGAUUCAGAGAAUGAGCCAUUUUUUUUAUUUUCCAAGGAAAGAAAUUUGAAAUAAUAUUCACAAGAGAGUCAACUUCAUAAUCUCCUACCGAUCAUACUCUUACACUUGGAGGUUUUAUAUUCUUUUAAAGUUCCCAUUCAUUGCUUUCCCCUUCUAUUUUCCCAUUUAUACCUAGUCUAAAGCCUCUCAUAACCCGCUCCUUAAUUUCAGCAAGUUAGCCCUGGAAGAGAACGGAAAACAUCUGUGUUUAGCUUGAAAACUACAAAAGCCAUGAUACAGUUCGGGAAAAGCGCCUGUUUUCAGAGGCCUCUUAUAAAGAAAAGAACUCCUAUAAUAAGGAAGUUCUCCCAAAUACGACUACAUCCCCCAUAGUUCAAGGCGACCAAAAUAUCCGUAUGGAGUCCGCCCCUGGCCACCUCCCUCUCCCCGGCAGAGCGCCCGGAUAAAGGUUCCGUUCCUUGCGCAGUGCGACUUGAUGCAUCGCUGCUGACAGGGGAGCUGGAGGUUAAGGCUGGGGGAAAGGCGGCAGCGACAGCCUGGCAUCGUACGACUCCCCAUUCCCCUGGUGGGAAGAGGACUCUGGAGUUGAAGCCCCGGCGGAAGAAAUGUCGGAGGGAUGCGGAGGCCCCACCGUCCGCGGCUCCGGCGGAGGAUUAAACCGCGAGCUAUGCCGCACGUUCGGCCACUACAACCGGCACCUAACGCGAUUGCAGCACAACUUGCGCGAAACGAAGAAGUUCUUCCGCGACAUCAAAUACUUCCAAGGCCCCACUGUUUUCCCCGUUGCUAAUGCUGGGCCUCCCGGGGAGGAGCCGCCUGAACAACACCCCGCCCCUUCGGCCGUUGAUAGCGCCCCUGCUGGUGGGGGUGCCUCCCUGCAGACUGGACAGCUAAGUUCAAUUGCUUUUCCUCGACAUGAGGAGGAAUACCUCCAGCUGACAGUAAGAUGUCACCCAUGCUUAUUAAUCUUCGGACAAAACUGUAAUGCCAAAUGCCAAUUACUCAACAUGCUCUUGGGAAAGAGACUGCUACCUACCACCAAAAUUAGCAGUGAGGAUCAUUGUAAGAGGCGUCGAAUUCGUUUCACACACGGAAGACAGACACGGAUCAGUUUAGCUCUACCAGGACAGUAUGAAUUGGUGCAUAAUUUGGCAGCUCAUCAAAGUAGUUGGGAAACAAUACCUGAGGAGGACUUAGAAAUCCAUGAUGACGAUGAGGAUCUGGCACAUCAGAUUGCAGAGUUGGAGGUUACACUGAAUCAUACUUUAUUACAGGAAAUGGAUAUUGUGAUAGCUCCAUGUCGGGGAUUCCAGUCAGCUGAAGACACUUUGGGAGAAUACAUCAACAGCGUUCUUCCAGUCACCACUUUUGCCAUCAGUGAGGCUGAACUUUCAACACUGGACAUGAACGAGUUGCAAGAAAUUAAAGAAAAGUUUGCUUUACCCAUCUUCUUUUUCAAAGUAUUAAAUUUGGGAUCUGAACUAAUAUCUCCUCAAAAUGUGGAAACUGAAAAGUCUUCCCUUUUUCGGCAACUGCUAGAUUUAGAUUAUCUUAGUAGCAACCAUUGCAGUUGUGGAGCUCCUAGCACUGAUGCCAAAGCCCAAAGCAUGUUGGUAGAACAGUCUGAUAAGAUUCGUCUGCUUAGCACUUUCUCCAAACAAGUACUACAACAGCGCUUGGUAGAUGCUGCUACCAUUUUGAACAUUGUACACUACCGUUGCUUAGACAUUUUCAUCAACCAAGCCUUUGAUAUGCAACGAGACCUGCAAAUCACUCCAAAGCGUUUAGAGUAUACGCGGAAGAAAGAGAAUGAGCUGUACGAAUCUCUGAUGGGUAUAGCCAACCGCAAACAAGAAGAAAUGAAAGAAAUGAUAAUUGAAACCCUCAAUAACAUGAAAGAAGAGCUGCUGGAAGAUGCUGCUAAUAUGGAAUUCAAAGAUAUAAUUAUUCCUGAGAAUGGGGAGCCUAUAAGUUCUAAAGACAUUAAGUGCUGUAUUAAGCAAAUCCAGGAAUUGAUAAUUUCAAGGUUAAACCAAGCGGUAGCUAAUAAACUGAUAAGUUCUGUGGACUACUUGCGAGAGAGUUUUGUAGGCACUCUGGAAAGAUGCCUGAAGAGUCUGGAAAAAUCUCAGCAGGAUGUUUCAGUACAUAUUACAAGCAAUUAUUUAAAACAGAUAUUGAAUGCAGCCUACCACGUAGAAGUUACUUUUCACUCUGGUUCAACAGUAUCACGGAUGCUGUGGGAACAGAUCAAGCAGAUAAUACAACGGAUCUCUUGGGUGAGCCCACCUGCUAUCACCAGGGAGUGGAAAAGGGAGAUAGCUCAGGAUGCCAUUGAGAGUCUUAGUGCAUCCAGAUUGGCAAAGAGCAUCUGCAGCCAGUUCCGAACAAGGCUAAAUAGCUCUCAUGAAGCUUUUGCUGCUUCUUUGCGACAGCUAGAGGCUGGCCAUUCAGGUAGGCUUGAAAAAACAGAAGAUCUUUGGUUGAAGGUGCGGAAAGACCAUGCCCCUCGCCUUGCCCGUCUAUCACUGGAAAGCAGGUCCUUGCAAGAUGUUUUGUUACAUGGCAAACCAAAACUAGGACGUGAAUUGGGCCGAGGGCAAUAUGGAGUGGUGUACCUAUGUAAUGCCUGGGGGGGACACUUCCCAUGUGCGCUCAAAUCUGUCGUUCCACCAGAUGAGAAGCAUUGGAAUGAUCUUGCAUUAGAAUUUCACUAUAUGAGGUCACUGCCAAAGCAUGAGCGGUUGGUAGACCUUCAUGGAUCCGUGAUAGAUUACAGUUAUGGAGGAGGUUCCAGCAUUGCUGUUCUACUGAUAAUGGAACAGUUACACAGAGACCUCUAUACUGGAUUAAAGGCUGGUUUGACACUGGAGACAAGAUUACAGAUUGCACUGGAUGUAGUUGAAGGGAUCCGUUUUCUUCAUAGCCAGGGGCUUGUUCAUAGAGACAUCAAACUUAAAAAUGUACUGCUUGAUAAAAACAAUAGAGCUAAAAUCACUGACCUGGGAUUUUGUAAACCUGAAGCAAUGAUGUCUGGAAGUAUUGUUGGGACACCUAUACAUAUGGCUCCUGAACUCUUCACAGGGAAAUAUGAUAACUCUGUGGAUGUGUACGCAUUCGGCAUCCUAUUCUGGUACAUCUGUUCAGGACAUGUGAAAUUACCAGAGGCUUUCGAGAGAUGUGCAAGCAAGGAUCAUCUUUGGAACAAUGUACGAAGAGGUGUUCGCCCUGAACGUCUUCCCAUUUUUGAUGAAGAAUGUUGGCAGUUGAUGGAAGCCUGUUGGGAUGGAGACUCUUCUCAGCGCCCUCUCUUGGGCAUUGUCCAACCUAUGUUGCAGGGAAUAAUGGAUAGACUUUGCAAAUUGUACUCUGAGCAGUUAAACAAAGGACUCGAUGAUUCCACUUGAAGAUAUUGUGAAUUUGUUCAGUUAUGUAAGAACCUGGGUCACCACUUUGCCACUGACAACUCAGUGGCUGUCUGGAACAAACCAGCCAAAAAUUGAGGGUUUAGGUGAGAUUAUUGAAAUCCCACCUUUAUAGAGUAGCCAGAGACUUCUGUUUUCAAUACACACUACUAAUGUAGCUUGACAGUGCUUCCUUCAUUCUUAAAAAUAAAUUAGGAGCCUGGGAACUUAGACCGUAGUCUGUAAGGGGUUUUACUUAUCCAUUCAGAUGAAGGCAGAAAGUACUGUUAAGUUGGGAAAUCUGGCAGUCAAUGCAACUGCAUCUUAAGCUACAGUUCCUGCUAACUAGAUGCAUGUACAUCAGCCUUUCUGAAUGUUACACAUAUGAAUGUGGAUGAUUGGAAGAAAUAAGAUGGUGUCCCUUCCAAAGGGAGGGUAGUCUUCUAAUUUUUGCAGUGCAGAGAGCUGUGAACUAAUUUGGACUUUUGAUAAUAUCUGUUAUUGUUUGCACAAUGGGAUCAAAGCUCAUAAUGGGGAAGUCUCACUGCAAGAAUAUCCCAAAGUAUAAGCUCACUGUCAUUUAUGAACCAAAUUACUUUUGGGGAAAUUGACAAAUAGGUGACAAUGGCCUGAUUUUAUUAUUACCAUUACUUUUCAAACUUUAAGACAAUACUUCACCCAAAGGUUGUUGAUAUAUUGAAAUAAAAAGACAAGUAACAAUUAUUGUCUGUACCCAAUGGACAACCAAAUGUUUUUAAUUGUGGCAGAUUUUGCUUUUCUUUUUUCCCUUUGAAUCUAAAGAAAGGCAAUGACUGUUUUAAACUCUUAAUGUCAACUGGCUAUUUUAAAAGAUUUUGUUAGCUUUGUAUUUUUAAGUCAUUCCUUUGAAGACUAUUUAAGAGAAACCUGUCACUUUUCUAUGGAUGUGUCUGACCAUCAUUUUCUUCUUUGGGCUUUAUCAUUUAAUAUUUCCCAUGUAAUUUACAUACUCUAACACAAACAUUGCUUUUCAUUUGUUUAUACACAAUUUCGUUUCAUAGCACAAUAAUUUUAAGAACAUGUAGGCUGAAAUACAAUGUGUCUGGCAGGGAUGUAGAAUGGGACCAACUACCAGUGUUCCCUCAGCUGUUUGGAGAAUGAGAAAUACCAUUUUCCUUCCCUGUGCAAACUGCAUCACCUUUUUUUCUAGGAGGCACCUUCUCUUGUACAAAGCAGAAACGGGGCCUCUUAACCCUACUUAUGUAGAUCACUAAAAACAAAAGUAGCCCCACAGUGUUACUCAUUACCAAAAUAAACCUUUGUGUGUGUGCAAUAAAAUAAGAUAUCAUGCUUUUAAAAUGACUGCUUCUUACUUAGUUGCAUUUAUUGUUCUGUUGCAGUCUAAAGUUGUUUUGGCACUUCUGUCCAAAAAUUGUAGUAUUUGGCAAAUUUACCAAAAUAGGCAGCCAUAGCUGUGAACAUUACACAAAAGCACCUUUUCUCGAAUAAGAAGUUCUAAUAUUGCCACAGAUGUAUUUUUGGACGAUCAUUCCAGUCACUUGACAGUAUUAUUUUAUAUCUUUUGUUUGUGCUAUGGUGGCUAGUGACCUUGUUUAGAAUUGGGAGCACCUUGGUCAGUAUAUUUUUGGAAGUAUAAAAAUAGUUUAUGUAAUAUAAAAUGAAGCUGUUUUUGAACACAUUGUGUAUAGCUUUUACCAAUCAGCUACUUUUUCACUGGUUAUCUUGUGCCUUUAAAAAAGAAUAGUUGUCAAACCAUGCUCUUUUGGAGCUGUCUUCCCCCUUGACAUAAAAUUGGCUGUAUCACUUCUCAGUAUAAAACAUGCUUGCACUUUUCUGCUGGGAAUUUAUUUUUAUUUGUGCUGUUAUCAGCCCGCACAAACAGAUGUCAUAGCAGCAAAAAACAGAUGGAUGUUUUUGUUCCUAAAGAUGCUGCUAGUAAAAUACAUUAGGUUUGAAUUUAAAAGAUACAUUCCAUUUAUUAUAAAGUUGUGAGUUUUCCUAGUGUUAUUAUUACCGACUGUAGCAUGAAAAAUGCAGCAUAAAUUGUAAACACUAAAUAUUUUCAAAGAUGAAGGCAUAGGAGCAAAAUGUGGUAUUAUCCAUAAUAUUGCGAUGGAUACCAGCUGUCAAACCAAGAAUCAAAGAGAUUUGACAAAAGUAUAACAUCAGAUCUCUCUAAAAUCUCCCAGUUAUGAUUGCCUAUAACUCUCUCCCUACUUCCAUUAAAACUUGGUUAAUUUUAUCUCAAUUAUUCCAUGCUCAGAAUGAUACUUUAUUUAUUGAACUGUACUACGCAAGGUUUACAUGUUACUGCCAACUGAAUAGUUAAGCAGGUGCUCCAGAAGAAUAGCUUGCUAUGUAUGCAGAUCAAAGGAAAUCCAGCUAGUUUACAAAACAGAUGUAACUGCAGAAAUUACACCUGGCAGGAUUAAAUUAUUGACAUUGGUGCUAGUAAUUGAUGUUUCAUAGGUGAAUAUUGAAGUUUUUUCAUUGCUUAGAUUGUCCGUUUUGAUUUGGGAACUGGCCUUACAAGUUCUGGACAAACACUACAUAGGAGUUACAAGAGCUACAUUUUAGCUUACAAAGCAAGCCUUAAAUUCAGAUUAAGACUGCAUUGUUGUAGUGCUGAAGUCGCAGCCUUAGCUUGCUGGUGCAUUGCUCCUACCAGUCACAUUGCUAUUUACAUGGAUUGUGGCAACUGACUUUUUUUUUGGUAUCACCUCAAACUUCUAUUGCUUAUGGCUUGAUUGUGCAAUGCACACUGUUCUAGCUUUUCUAAUUAAAAAACAAGCUCUACCAUUUAACAGUUUUUAUAAGCACUUCCUUUUUGUUAGUUCUUUUUUCUGUUCCUUCCUCUCCUGUUACAAGGAUUUGGAAAGUCAGGAGAGAUACUUGAAUCAUCAUUUUCUUAUUAUUUCCAGAGUGAUAGACUUAAUGAGAGGAACAUCAGCACUGCUUCUUUAUUUAAUGUGUUUUUGUGCUGAGCCCUUUUAGAGAUGUAUAUAAUGCUUUGUCUAUAUCCACUAUCUCUUAAGUCAGAUGUUAUCCUUUUAAAAAUAUUAUUAUUGGUUUAUUUUACUCCAGGGAGAGAAGAGCAUAUUUGCAUAUAAAACUCUCUUAGGGGCCUAAACAGCACUGCAUUUCUUUACCAUUUUCAUUUAGGCCUGUUAAAUUGAUGGUCAACUAUUACACUUGAUCAGGAGCAGAUGAAACAUGAGAGAAUUGUAUAGUUCCACUGUAAUGCCUCUGGAUUUUGUACUACUUUUUAUUUUAUUUUUUUAAAAAACUGAUGUAUUAUAGUGUUAAAGCAAAGAUAACAAAUUUACCAAUUAUAUAGGAAAAGUGCAAUAACAUGGAAAUUCAAGAUUUAAGGACAAGUAUUUUCCUUGUAUUGUGUAAUACUAAUUACUUUUCCACUGCUGCCCCCCUCCAUAACAUGUAUUUUUAAACAGUAUGAGAAUUGGUUAAAACUUCAUUUAAUGCCAUAAUGAAGCUGUGUUUUAAUAGGUGAUAGAAUGCACUGAAGUGCUGUUAUAUAAUAAAGAUUUCAUUAACAUUUUA
Thamnophis elegans (Western terrestrial garter snake) is the source of this 7533-nucleotide messenger RNA. RefSeq names its product dual serine/threonine and tyrosine protein kinase (gene DSTYK). The record is from RefSeq and is a predicted model, not a curated record. NCBI's taxonomy places the organism in Eukaryota, Metazoa, Chordata, Lepidosauria, Squamata, Natricidae. The transcript is spliced from 13 exons. Gene Ontology annotation, biological process: protein phosphorylation. Gene Ontology annotation, molecular function: ATP binding; protein kinase activity. Bases 1174 to 3975 code for a protein of 933 amino acids.